UCAUGCUCCCCCUCAACCACACAGACACUCCUCCUAUGAGCAUUUGUGAGGCAGCUCCUGUCCCUUAUGUCUCUUUGUGGGGAACAGAACAGACUUCCCAGAGCAUCACUGAAGACAAGACAGACCUCUAGGGACGACACCCCAGCUGCAGACCUCUAUGCAACCCUGGCCUCAACUACACUGGAUGCCAAUAUGGGCACGGGGAGAGGAGACGCAGACCUACUCAAGCUGGAGUAAAACAUCCAGAGGUCCAAAACAAGAGGUGGAACUUAACAGCUGGACAACCCGAGAGGUCAAUUUUGAGUUGAAGACGACAUGAUCAGCAGAUCAAAAUCAACAACGCUGGACUGGAUCGCUAAGGAAAAGGUGGAGUCUGAAUUUGAGCUUUCAGUUUCUCUUUAGAAAAGUUUUGUAAAAGAAGAAUCAACAAAGCACUCCAUAUCUUUUGCAGCUACUGAAGAUAAAAGCAUCAUUUGAAUACGUACAAAUGUGGGAAAGUGGAUAAUUUAGCUUCGUAUUUUUGGUUUUUAUCAGGCUCCAGAACCCUUUCCAAAUAGUCAUUUGUGGUAUGAAAUUGAGAUGCUCUUUAAAGAACAUCUUUCAAGGUCCCAACAGUGCUCUUAAUUCACCAGCCAGGCGUUUAUCUUAUUUCUCCAGCUCUUUCUGAGAGGGAGCAUUAAAGACAUUGUUGAUAGUGCUCUUGGGGAGCGGGUAAUAUUUCUUAUAUGAAGUCUUGAAACUUUAUAGUUGUGGACUGGAAGGAAAUAGAAGUGUCACAGGCACAAGAAAACGAUGUUAAGCUGUAUUUCAUGUGGGGAAAGUGUGUAUCUGGAUUAAUAUUACAGUCUAGCACGGAGGACUUCAGAAAUGUUCACAGGGUGUGGAGUCGUCAGCGGCCAGAAUCAGUACCUGAACAGAGAUGCUGUCAGGCCCCACCCAGGACUGGAGGCAAGUAGACCAAUCCAAAUGGGGAAUGGGGUAACCCCAGGGACGUGCCCUGUUUAUCAGGGUCAAAUUUACAGCAAUGCUGGCCAGUCAGCAGUGGUCAACAAUGUUUCCAGCCCACUGAAGACAGCACCAUUACCAGUCCCUCUUUCUGCACUCAAACUAGGACAGGAAGGGUUCAAAAAAGUGUGUCGAACUGAGGAGGACAGUCCCUGCCCCUUCCCAGGACUGGCUUCUGGGGUGCUGGAGAUGCGCGUGAAGGAGGGAAGCAAGAUCCGUAACUUAAUGGGAUUUGCUAUGGCACGGAUGCAAGGAGAGAAGGGUGUAAGUGGGGGAGGUUUGAGCGAUGGUGGGCUCCGGCAAGUGGUCUUCACUGGGUCAGGUCGUGCAGUUACUAAGACCAUCACCUGUGCUGAGAUCAUGAAACGAAAAGUGGGCUGUCUGCAUCAACUGACCAAACUGCGGUACAAGGUGGUGAAAGAGGUGUGGGAGAGUACUGAAGGGGGGAAUUCUGAAAUGACAGUGCACAGGACUGUACCCUCCAUCAGCAUCCUUCUUUCCAAAGAUCCUCUGGAUCCCCAGGAACCAGGCUAUCAGCCUCCAGAGACUCUCAGUGCAUUGUGGGAGGAGAGAGAGGGUGCCGAACCUGCCUCACAUACAACAUGCAAGAGACCUCUUGGACCUUUGCCACACAGCAGUUUCCCUAACUGUAAGAGAGUGUGUUUAGGGGAAGGAGUCUCAGUCCUCCCUCCUCACUGACUGGCUGAACUGGUGUCACAGAGGAGAGAAUUGAAUCAGAGGAGUUCAUUUGCCACUGCACUCCACUCAAGCACAAUGCUGAGACAAUCAGAACAUUCACUCAGACAGAACAGUGCUUUCUCAGAAGAACUGACUACUAGUUUCAGCCUCCAGAGGUCAGUUUGACUGGGACUUUAAAGCUUGCCUCUGUACAUACAGCAUUUACAGGACAUCUUUCUUGGUAUGUCCAACAUGGUCUCUCACAUCCACAAAACUAUGAUGAUGUGUGUUACCUUGUUAUGAGAUCUUGGACAGAUUUCCAUCCCAUUUCACACAGACAAAAAGCCAUGAACACCACAGGUUCCAGAUUACUGCAUUGAGUAAACUAUCUACAAUCUGUAGAUAAAAUAAUUUUUUAAGCAUUAUGUUACAAUCAUGUCUUUUCCUCUAUGCUUUUAAAUAGCUUUUUAAAACACACAACAUAGAUCCAAGAGCACAAAAAAACAACAACAGCUUAAAGCCAUUGACGAUAUAACAAAUGCAAAACAUACACUUUUUUUCUGUCUAUUAUUAACCAUCAUGAAAACAAAAUUAAAUAAACAUUUUUUUUUCCAAUGGAAUUUUUCUUUUGUAUUUCAUCUUUCUUACUCUCACAACACUGAAUUUGCAAAGCUCUGAUUGAACAGAAAAUCACAGUGUGCUGAUCUUUUGAUAAGAAUAACGGCAGUGAAAUUUGUCUGCAGAAAAAGCUGAUUUAAUGACAAAGCUGUUGAUAAGGCACAGCUCCUAAACCAACCCAGCCUGACAGAAAUGCCUAGGGCAGAAAUACAGGGACAGAUUAUCAUUAAGAUAACAAUAUAACAUCACACAACACAGUGGAGAAAAGGAUUAAAACUAGGCUUCACAGAGCUUCACACUACACUGUUCCUGCAAAAUAUGAAACCAAGGCAACAAGCUACUCUCCUUCCCAAUUCAGCCUAUAGGCCUACAGACCCACCAUAUUUAUUGUCGUCUGCCUCUUCCGCUAUAUUCUUCUAUUUCUCAAGCAAAAUAGUAUGCAGAAAAUUUGGGUUUAAAAGGAGCCAAGUUUUCAAAGUAACACUAUGCACUUGUAGUUGACAGACAUAACAAAUGAAAUGGCUGCAGACUUCCUCCAGCUGACAUUUUUUAUGCAUUGCCUCCCUGCAUUUUCACACCAUUUAGAUGCCAUUUUAGUUGCAAAAGAGGCACCUCUGAGUAAUUGCUGAAGCUUAACUGGAAGCUGCAGACAUCUAUAGCAAUUGGAUCAAAAUUCAACUCUGAGCAGAAUGCACGAUGAUAGGGGAAAAGAAAACAGCUGUGAGCGUAUGUAUUGAAUUUUAUGCAUUAAAGACUUCUUUAAAAAGUUGUGCUAAAGACAAACAAAAUAAAGCUUCACGAGAAACCUUUUAUUCAAAUAGUUAAGAGCCUUUUCCAUUUAAUUAGCCAUAUGUUCGGCAAAUAACUUAGACGAGUGGAACCUUGUCUGAAGCUUAUACUGUUGAUCUUAAUGAAAAUCUGCAAAUGCAAAUGUCGACCUCCAAAAGUAAAUUAAUCAAAGUGACUCCAAACUGGGGACGUAAUUUUGUAACAUUUAAAAUAGAGAAAAAUUUUUAAAAAAGGAGCCAACUCUUACAGCGGUUGCGUAAAUUCCUAUUUCAAAGAAACACAAAUCCUAAUAUUUUAUAAAGUGAUCAGGUAGCACUUUAACAGUCUAUAACGGACAUAGUGAUUAACCUCCCUCUCGAUCCCAUUAAAUGAAUCAGAGCACAGCAGAGAGCCCAAGGUUGAAUAAGAAAUGCUGCGACUGCAAUACAGCACAUAUGUAGCAAACUGCGUGUCCUCGAGACUGCUGGAAGGUUAUCACUUCAGGUCGUUGUUAUCACAGAGUUAACAGCUUUCACGCCAAGAGCCUAUGGGACAGUCAGUCUGCGAUUCAGGUCAAAAAGAUAAUGCAACUAUAAGUAAAUUUCAAAUCGACCUGCAUCUGUUAUCAGGUAUUAAGAAUUCUGGGCCAAGUGUGAAAUGCAGUGGGGGUAAUUAAGGAUAACGGCAUAGCGUACCUGAGUAAGAGAACAGAUAAAACCUACUGACAAAAGCAUUAUCCUGGAGCUAAAUUCAAUGUGGCUGGCACGAAAUAGCAUGGUGGAGGAGUCAACAAAGUAUAUUAUAAGAAUGUGGACAAGGUUAUUCACUAGCGGAGAGCCUGUUUGCCACCAAUUCGUGUUUUCAAAGAUACCUUCUAUGUGCAUUUUAAGGAGGCACAGGCCUAAAAUGUACUAUUUGUAUUUAGUUAACACUGUACUUACAAACACAGUAUAUUUAAGCUGAAUAGAAACACAGUAGCUCAGGGAAAAUGGAAAAAGGCUGUUCACCACUAGCAAAAUUACACAUUUUUAAUUUUGAAAUAGAUGAUGGUGAAUUUAUUAAAUACUGCUACGAUCAUAUGAUCAGACGGGUAUUCUCCAGGGGCAAAUCUAUUAAGGAGUUGUGAUGCUUUGUUUUUUUUUUUUUUUUUUUUUAAAUUAGUUGAUUUUCCCCCAAAACUGUGUAUACAAGUGUGUUAAUAAGGCAGGUUUACAGAUAUACCUAAAAGUAAAAGGAUGAAAUGAUUUAAAAAAAAAAAAAAAUAUUAGUUCAAAAUGGCAAUGCAGACAAGACACUAUUUUUACUAAAAAAAAAUACUCAGGCAUCCCAAAUACUUAAGUUAUAAAAUCUUAAAAGGCAGAGGACAAUAUUAAGCGAAGACUGAUUGAUGAUAGUCUGUUGUGGCGGACACAACAGUAACCUUCUGUUUACCAAAGGCAAUAACUACAUGCGCUGAAUGUGAAUAAAUUCAUUUUGAAGUUAACAUAAUGAAAGUGUUGGCACUCUAUUUUUCCCCUUCUCUGCCGCUGCAGCAGAUGAGAGUGAGGUCUCUGGGAUGGCGUGGGAGUUCGCUAUCUCCCAGCCUCCAGAUGGCUCCGUCUUCUCUUAUCUAGAAGAAUGGGUGCUGCCUCAAUUUUUCAACUCGCCUUAUCUGGGAAUCCUUUAAAUUGAAUAUUUACUGGGCCUAUGUUUUCUGCCUGUGUUAGCCCUCUGAAGUCGACAUUCCUCUUGCUUGUCGAGACAGGCCAAAAGGUUUUUCUCACUCAUACACUCUCUUUGUCUGCCUUGUCAAGUAAUGGGACAGUGAUUGAUUGUGUGAUUGCGAAAAGAAAAUGGAAGGUUAAGCAGUUAAGCAGAGAGCAGUGAAGACAUAUUAACAAAUGGCCAUGGAGGGAAUAUGUUGAACAAUAGAGAAACGUACAUUACCCAAACAUGACAUCAGGCACUUCCAUUAUAUGUCAGCUGUAAAAUAGAUUAAAUUAAUCAUGUUCCGAACAGUCCAUUGUUUCCUGCACAGUGUACACUAGAGGUUAAGAGAACACUUAAGGAGCCAUUGAAAACAUCUUAUUGCCAUUUGACUGGCUGUGGUCUAUCUGCAUAAACAAGCUGUGCCACAGCUACUCCCUGGUAAGUGUCUGGAAAUGUCUUUUCAAAACCAUUUUGUGAAAUGCCUCCAUGUUGGAUUAAUCAGUGCAGCUGAGGAUGUAAUUGCUGUGCUGAAGUCAAAGCUGUAAGAGCAGAUAAUGAACACUGACUACAGGGCUGCCAGAAUCCAGGGCAAAAGAAAUGAGAAGUUUGGAGACCAAAAUGUCUUCAACAUUCUUUCAGAGGCUGUAACAGAAAGUGAAGGCCCACUGUACUUACACUAAAUAAAGGCCCUUUAAAAAAGAAAAAGAAUUAAGACUCAGACCACCUCAGACUGGUUAGUAACACAGAAGUACUCUUGGUUCAGACAGUUGCAUUGUGCAGUUAUAAUUAUAAAGGAAACAAAGCAAAGAUACAUUUGCUUGAAGGAUUUUUCUACCCUGUUUAAAUAAUUCCUGCAUGUCUUUAUGUAUUUAGGAAUAGCCAUGCAUCUGUCAGGUCUGUAUAUUACAUUGGUAUUUGAUUAAUUUUCUAACAUGAGGGACAGGCUCAGAAAGAUGAAGAAAACUAAUUGACUGUUGCUGCCCUCUAGUGGAAAAAUAAGUUCAAAGUCAAACAGAGAAAAAUAUCUUGUAGCUUGAGAGUGCGACUACUAAUAUAUCUGAGGGACAUUUAUGAAUCUGUUCACUACAGGGUUUUCACAACGAAGCUAAAUGGUGAAAGAACAGACCACCAUUACUCAAUGAACUUACUUUCUACAAGCAUGUUUUUUUUUUAAGAAUAUAACAGAGCAAAGCUGAAAGCCCUGAUUAAAAAUAAAUGUAACAGUUAGGCAAUCUUAAGGCUGGCAUGCUGAUCUUCUUUUUUCUCAAAUACAAUAUUUCACACUUUUAUCAACAGUUUCCCACUCUUGCAGAAAAGAGAGGACUCAAUUAUAAAAGGUCUACUACGUAAUGAAAAUGACUCCGUAAACACUGUGAAAUCUUGUAUAAAAGGAAAAGUCCUUGUUGAUAAGGUGCUAGAGGUUAUGCCCAAAAAGUGAAGAACAUUCACAGACACAACACAAACCUUUAAAGUGUGUGUCUGCAUAAACAAACAUACGUCUGUGUUCUUUCAAGAUGUAAAUGCUCAAGUUGUAAGCUGGAUAUGAGAAGGUCUUCUGGCUUUUCAAGCCUUUGUCUUUUGAUCUCUACUGUCAAAAUGUACAGAUACAACAUGAGGAAUAUGGAGAACUGUGAUUAAUAUGGUGACUGAACUUCUCUAAAAUACUGGCCAUGUUCAUAGAUGAAUGAUCAGCACACUUAGAUUGUGCUACUUGGAGGAAACAAAGCCAGUGUGAUCUACACUGUAAAAGCACUAACAAGCAAGCACAGUGUUUUUGUUGAGAAUCUUACACUUGAAGGAACGCAAAAUCUUUAUACCACUCCACAGACAUGACUCCCAUGUCAAAUGAUGUCAAAUGUUUUUGGUUACAUGCUUGGAAUGAUUUUUCAUCAUAGAUCUGCAAAUAAUCUGACUGGAUAUCCUUGCCUAUUGCUUUCUCAUGCAAUAUAGUGGUGGAAAAUAUUUCAUACUACUUUUCUUCAAUAAUCGUCAUGUUGUUCUGAUACUUGGGCUGUCACUGAUUUUUUGUAUAUUCCAGAAUGAUACUAUAAUUGUACAGUGUACACUGAGUAAAUAUUAAAGUUAAUAUUAUAACUCUA
Molecule: messenger RNA, 6857 nt
Organism: Acanthochromis polyacanthus (spiny chromis)
Lineage: Eukaryota; Metazoa; Chordata; Actinopteri; Pomacentridae
Product: ribonuclease P protein subunit p25-like
Exons: 1
Coding region: 868-1704 (278 amino acids)
Biological process (GO): tRNA 5'-leader removal
Cellular component (GO): ribonuclease MRP complex
Molecular function (GO): RNA binding
Source: RefSeq, a predicted model, not a curated record